Messenger RNA from Opisthorchis viverrini, 3629 nucleotides. RefSeq lists its product as hypothetical. The record is from RefSeq and is a predicted model, not a curated record. The annotation marks the transcript as partial. NCBI's taxonomy places the organism in Eukaryota, Metazoa, Platyhelminthes, Trematoda, Opisthorchiida, Opisthorchiidae. The transcript is spliced from 9 exons.
CCUACACAUCUUUGGUGUCCACCAUCUCGGAGCAACUCGAUCGAGCCUACUGUUCGCGUUCCCGUGAGAUUAAUCCGUGGUUACUGUUGGGGCUAAACCAGAGUGACGAAUUUUCACGUUCGAUGGAGCUUGCAGCUCAGGAUUUACCACUUCGACAAACAAGUUCAGCAGAAUGUGAUUGGUGCCAUGCAAUGGAUGAACGCAACAAUCAGUCGCAGGAUAUUGGCUUCGAUCCAGUCGAUUUGGAAGUGCUGGUAAAGAAGUUGCAUCAGCAUCGUCUACUUGAAACCCUCCGCCCAACACAUUUGCUAACACCGCUACCACUUGGAUUAGCCACUGUGAUCUUACAGCAUCACUUGGGAGUGACGAAGAAAUCCAGUUUGCCUUCUGACAGUCUGCUUUCAUCGUCUGCUCACUUACCGAACAACUCUCCGCUGCUCGGACUGGAUGCGGUAGACCCAAUUCAGUUCUACCAUUGGGCACCUUUAUUGACUACAAGCAUGAUGCUCUUGCGGCAUUCCUCGUCCACCACACCUACUAAAAGCUCAGAUCUCGUUGUGGUUGUUGGUGGCAUAAGCAUUAAGGAACAACCAACGACACUGCAUCCAAUUCUAUCUCUGAAGCUUGGUAACGGGCCACUUUCUGUUCUACCGCCGUCUUCUCCCGCACAAGUUUCUCCCAGGAAUGCCUGGCUUUCGAUGACACAGUCAGUCAAUCACGUGGUAUCUUUGCGGCGUUUUCGGGUCCCGUGCUACUGUCGUUGGGCAAUCAGUCCAGAUCCUAAGGAUAACGUUAAGAGAUCUGGCUCCGAUUCGAAUUCUCCAAAACUUGCGUCCAACCUCCAACCUGAUCGUUCCCCUAGGCUCUUUUAUCCGUUUUUCAAUGAAGUUCGUAAUGCCUGGCUUUCGAUGACACAGUCAGUCAAUCACGUGGUAUCUUUGCGGCGUUUUCGGGUCCCGUGCUACUGUCGUUGGGCAAUCAGUCCAGAUCCUAAGGAUAACGUUAAGAGAUCUGGCUCCGAUUCGAAUUCUCCAAAACUUGCGUCCAACCUCCAACCUGAUCGUUCCCCUAGGCUCUUUUAUCCGUUUUUCAAUGAAGUUCGUGUUAUCCUGACAUCUCGAUCACUCUCGAGUACUCCCGUUCGAAACCCUCCCAUCGGCCAUGAAUCUCGCUGUACCUGUCUAAGACUCUUGUCCACAUUGUCCGCUCAGUGCACCCCGACCCAUGUGCCACUGACGGCCAUUCAACGUAAUGAUUCGUUUCCAGUCUCAAAUGGCUACAACCACCAGCAAACCGUUUCGAAUUGUGAAGCUACCAUCACUGUCAGUCCCCAAAAAGCGGGUCAUGGAGACACAGAAAGUGUUACCACCACUCGUGACCCAUGCUGCAACUCCAAGUGCGCAGAUUUCGCCCAUUGCCUUCUUCAGCCCCAUCAAUGGACCGAUCUGAUUAGUCGCUACUUGCAGUUGGUGGAAGAGUUCGCUAAGAUUCGCAUGCUGGUCAAAUAUAAUUUGUUUUCUUCUUUGCGUCGUGAUGUUUGCGGAUAUCAUUUGCAAGUUUUCUGGUGUCAUAGCGUCAGGGCAGGUGAAGAGAUACAACAGAAACUGAGUGUCCGCGCAGACCGAGAAGCUUGGUGGACCCGAAAGGUUGAAGAAAUGAAAGAUGCAAAGAAUGCUGGAAACGUGCGCAAAUUGUUCCACUUGAUUCGUUCGACUGGUCCUCGGAAACCUCUUGUCAGCGAAGUAAUCAGGGGCAAAAAUGGCAGCAAAGCAGAACGUUUAGACCGCUGGGCACAGUACUUCGAGCAGCAGUUCAGCUGGCCAUCUGCCACCUCCACUCCAGAAACUUGGCCUUCAACAGAAAGGUGGACCGUAAAUAUGGAGCCGCCUUUAGUCUCAGAAUUGUCCGAAUGCAUUUCUCUACUCAAGCGUCAUCGUGCUGCUGGUCCUGAUGACCUUUCCACCUGCUCUUUUCAAGGAUGGCGGUGGAUUCCUCAGCCACUACCAUCCUCAUCCCGUCACUCUAAUCCAUGGAUUCGUUUGGAUGCGAAUCACGUGUGUCUGCUUUACCGCUUGCAAGUGCUUCGUGAGCAAGGACUCCCUGAUGAUCUCCAUACACUCCUUGCCUGUCGGAUCAAUGAGCGCCUCUGUGAACUCUCUCCAGAUGUAGCAGAUCUGAGUAGUGAAGUGGGAGUUGAUCGGAAAACCUUGGAUAUUAUAUCCUCCACUGUGUCCGCAAGCAAACACGCUGGAAUCAACCUGUCUCAUUUUUCAACAAGGUCUUAUGGAUCUGCCGACGCUUCGUCGUUUUCCAUCACAACUGAGAAGGAAACUUCACCGCUUGUACCUGAGGACGCAGCUUCUGUUUCCGUGACCACACGUGAGAAACAUUCGCGCAGGGUAAAUACUUCCCUGCAUCCGUAUAUCGAAACCAAAAAUGAAGCGGCAGAGUCACACAAGUGCUUGGCAUGCCAAACAGCUGGUCAGCCUAUCACACUGUUGGAUUAUCCCGCAGGCAGUCGUCACCCGCUUCCAAAACCGCGAUCUUCGCCAUCUGCGAGGAUAACUCAACCGAAUACCACUUCCCACGGGGGGCAGAAGAAUUCAAACUCAACUCUCCCUUGUUUAUGCGACAACCUACCAUACCCCACUUACACGUUGCCUGGCUUUGGUGGUAAGCAGCGCAGGAUUAACAAAUACCCUGAUGAUAACUUGUGCUCAAUACCCCGUAGCAUACAUCGAUCGCGGCGACAGAAGCGCAUCACAAAACCCAUUUCUACGCCACCGUUGCUGUUGGUACCGCUCGGUCGAACACAUCAGAGCCUCCGGGGUUCUGCCAAUACAAAGCAUGAGCUUGCAAAUCGGAAACAAAAAGCUCGUCAUAUCCGCGGUGUAUCUUUUGAGGACGUUCCCGUCCCCCGAUGUUCAUGCCCACACUUCCUUCCAACAGAAACAGAACAAAAUCUCUCGUUUAAGAAAUAUCCGGUUGUUUGUUCUACGGAAUUUCGUCGAGAACGUUCGCGAUUUUAUCCUGAGCCCCACUACUUCACAAUGCUCUAUUGUCACUCAAACAACCGUCGAUCUCCGCUGCCGCCAAUUGGCUUCCCGUCUCAUCUAUCAUCCUCGUGUUCGUAUCGUUCCUCCUCCGACUUUUCCGGCUUCUCGAAAUCUACCUCGGAUCUCUCGGACACACUGUCCCUCGGGGACUAUUCGAUUACUUUGGAUGCGACUGACUAGCGUCUCUGUGUCUGCUUUUCAGUGGUUGUCAGCUAGAUCGUUCCAGUGUGAGAUGACCACGUCACUGCAUAGAUGGGUACGUGCGCCUUUUCUUCGUUCAUGCAUUUCUACGCACUAAAUUGUUAUAUUCUGUGCCAAAUCACAACCUAAAACCGACAAAUACAGACGAACGAUGGCGAAACCGCGAUAUUUGACCCUCGACUUCAAGGUUAGCCCCAUCCAACUCCAUAUCAGUGGGUUGGGGCGGGAGUCACAAUUAUGUGCAAUAAGCAAAGCAUAGCUAUGUGAACCGUGAUUAUUCAAUCCAUUUAAUCUUGUUUAACUUGCCAGUUUGUUGUUUUGUUUCUUCUCUUGUUUGUUUUUCUAUUUCUUUCAAUGUGGAAAUAAAGCGCG